Molecule: messenger RNA, 2022 nt
Organism: Episyrphus balteatus (marmalade hoverfly)
Lineage: Eukaryota; Metazoa; Arthropoda; Insecta; Diptera; Syrphidae
Exons: 7
Coding region: 456-1463 (335 amino acids)
Molecular function (GO): acyltransferase activity, transferring groups other than amino-acyl groups
Source: RefSeq, a predicted model, not a curated record
UUCUUUCGCAUGAAAACGGUUUGGCCAACUGCUUCGUGUAUCAUCUGCUCCUUGCCAAACAUUCAGUCAGUUCAAUUUAAGUCAACGAAUAGGGUCUACCAUUUAAAAAUAUUCUUCAUCCUUAAAGAGAAUUAAAAUUUUUUUGUGAAUAAAGAAAGGCAGAAGAUACACAAGUGUAAAAUUAUUUAAAUUUUUCAAAUUUGAAUAAAAAAGAAGAAAAAAAAACCGCCUUAAUUCGUGAUCAUCAACAAAUGAAAAAUUAAAAUAACAACCAUCAACACAUUCGGAAGUUUUAAAAAUAUAAUUAUCUGUGAUUUUUAUAAAUAAUUAAAAAAAAAAUAAUAAGUUUUAAGAAAAAAAAAAGUAAAAUAAAAUAAAAAGGAAACACAAAAAAAAAGUUCCGCGUUCUUUAUUCACACAUCUUCAAGGUCGUCGGCGGAUUUAAUUUUUUUUAAAUGGAAAUCAUUCCUGAAGGUAAACACUUCCGAUUGGUGCAAGAAUCAGAGCUUCCAGAAAUUUUGGAGUAUUUGGAAAGAUUUCUACCGGAAUCAUUAAAGUUUCAUCAAACAAUUAAAACGUACCUGAAUGAUCGAGUUUGGGAUUUCCAAUUUUACGUUUCCAAAGAUUGGCCAGAAAAACCAAUAAUUUUACAUUUCCCAGGAUGCACGCUAACGCCCAACAACAAUAUUUAUCAAAGUUUUGGAAUCUUUUGUCCAUCGAGCCACAUAGAAUGUGUAGAUUUGAUGCGCACCGAAGAUGUGCUAAUAGAUUGGCAAAUGCCAUUGUACCUGAAUUUUACGCACAUAGAUAUUAUGAAUCGCCUGGAUGAUUUUUAUUCGAAAUUUGGCUUAAUGGAACGACUGGAAGGCGAUAUAUAUGUUUGUAAAGAAUUAAAUACUGAAUUGGAGUUGGAAGACUUACCGUCUGAUGAGGCUGAAAUGCGUCCACUUACUGUGGAUGAUGUUAAAGGUAUACAUGACCUGUAUCCGGCCAGUGAGAUUGAGUGUGUUGAAGUGUUUGAGAUAUUAGUGCGAGUGCUACCCGGAUUAGGAAUAUUUAGAAAAGAUACAAAUGAGCUGGCUGCUUGGAUGGUUCAUUCUUAUUAUGGUGCAAUGUUUUCAAUGCAGACACGUCCAGAUUAUCGACGGAAGGGUUAUGGCAUCCGUCUUGCUAGAACUCUUACAAAACUUGUCAUCGAACGUGGCUACACACCAUUUGUGGUCAUUCGUCCAGAAAACGAUGCUUCCCGCAAUCUCUACACAAAGCUUGGCUUUGUUAAAGCCUUCGAAACGUGCCGUGUUAAAAUGACACCAUACGAAACUAAUGGCAAGUCUCUGGACUCUGAUGAAAAUCAAGUUGACGAUGAAGGUAUCGAAGAUAUGCUAGCUGAAAAGUGUGAUAUCAGCAACGAAAAGGGAUCAAAGGAGAAAGUUACUGACGAAGGAAUUGAAGAAGAUAAAUAAGUUUUUUUUUUUUAAUUAAUUUUUUAUUAUUUUUCGAAUUAUUUUUUUCUUCUGAUUUUUCAUAUAAAAAACAAAUAAAAAAAAUAUAUAAAAAAAAUUGUUUAAGCUAUCAAAAAGACAAAAAAUGAAAAAAGAAAACUUUUUUUUCGAACAAAAUAAAACAAAACAAAAAACAACACACUUUUUUGAUUAUUUAAACAACAAAAAAAAAAAAAGAAAAUAUAUAUAUUUUAAUAUGCUAAAAAUUGCUUUUACAAAAACAAGACAAAAAAAAAAGAAAAAACAAAAAAAAAUAUCUUCUCUACCUUUUUUUGUGAAUCCUUCCAGAAUAAAUUUACAUACAUACUUAUAUACAGAAGAAUUACCUACUUAAAAACAAAAAUAACAACAAAAAAAUGUUAAACAACAAAAAAAACCAAAUAUCGCUUAAGUUUUGAAUUAUAUAAAAUCAACGAGCACAAAGAAAAUCUUUCCAUCAAAAUUUAAGCGGCUCACUUACAGCCAUGAAAAACCAAAAAAAAAAAAAAUGAAAAUUAAUAAAUCAGUUUUUUCUAAAAGU